AUGGCGCCACCCGGAAUCGAACCGGGGCUAACACAGGAUUAUAUUUUAAAAAAUGCGAAAAAAAAAGUGGCGCCACCCGGAAUCGAACCGGGGCUAACACAGGAUUGUACAACCACAAUGUGUCGUCAUACCACUAGACCAUGGCACCUGAUCGUUGUAUCAAAUUCAGAUUUUGACAUUAUCAUCCACAACAAUCAGGCCAACGAUUCCACCACGUCAUAG
Molecule: messenger RNA, 222 nt
Organism: Penicillium argentinense
Lineage: Eukaryota; Fungi; Ascomycota; Eurotiomycetes; Eurotiales; Aspergillaceae
Exons: 2
Coding region: 1-222 (73 amino acids)
Source: RefSeq, a predicted model, not a curated record